Sinocyclocheilus anshuiensis is the source of this 2338-nucleotide messenger RNA. RefSeq names its product carboxylesterase notum2. The transcript has 11 exons. Gene Ontology annotation, molecular function: palmitoleyl hydrolase activity. Gene Ontology annotation, biological process: protein depalmitoleylation; negative regulation of canonical Wnt signaling pathway. The record is from RefSeq and is a predicted model, not a curated record. NCBI's taxonomy places the organism in Eukaryota, Metazoa, Chordata, Actinopteri, Cypriniformes, Cyprinidae. Bases 17 to 1504 code for a protein of 495 amino acids.
UCCUGUCGGAUUUGAUAUGAAUAUUCUGUGUCAUGUUAUGUUCCUGCUUCUGCUGGGAGUCAUUUCUUGUCAGAACAACAAUCGCAAUGCCAAGUCAGGUGGAAAACCUGCAAAGAAGCCUAAUAGCCAGGCUAUAGAGACGACCCAGCAUGGCCCUGAAGAUGAUCCAAACCCUGCACUAGCAGGUGCUGGCGAUUCCAGUAAAGAAACUAACUCUGGAGGUCGUGGCAACGCCCAACAAAGCACAUCUGUCAAUAAGCCUGUUGAUGAAAUGAAGCUGCACUUUCUUAAGAACACAUUAGUGAUGUGCAACGAUGGUACAGCCGCUGGGUUUUACCUAAAGGAGUUCAAAGGAAGUAAGAGAUGGCUGAUAUUUUUGGAAGGUGGCUGGUGCUGCUACAACAAAGAGACCUGCGAUUCCAGAUACAAAACUAUCCCCCGUCUGAUGAGCUCAACUGACUGGCCACAGACGCGCAAAGGGACUGGAUUACUAUCAACACAAGUUGAUGAAAAUCCUCACUGGUAUAAUGCUAAUAUUGUGUUUGUUCCCUAUUGUUCAAGCGAUGUGUGGAGUGGUAACAAAGCAGCAUCAAAGUCCAAACAGGGAAAAGAAACAGAAUAUGCUUUCAUGGGAUCUCAAAUCAUUCGGGAGGUGAUCAAAGAUCUUGUCCAAAAAGGACUGAAACAAGCCAAAGUUGUGAUGUUGGCAGGAACUAGUGCCGGGGGAGCAGGUGUCCUGCUGAACAUUGAUAAGGUGUCCAGUCUUCUGGAGCAGCUGGGUGCAGACGCUCAGGUGCGCGGCCUUGUUGACUCAGGCUGGUUUCUGGAGAGUAAACAGCAAAAAGCUCCUGAUUGUCCAGACAGUGCCUCCUGCACCCCUGUGGAUGUCAUAAAAAAAGGACUUCGGUUGUGGAGUGGUGUUGUUCCAGAAAAGUGCAAGCAGCAGUAUAAAAGAGGCGAGGAAUGGCAAUGCUUUUUUGGACAUAAACUGUACACCUACAUAACGGCUCCACUGUUUGUAGUGCAGUGGUUGUUUGAUGAGGAACAGUUACGAGUGGAGAACAUUUAUAUGGGCGGCCAAUCGCUCUCAGAGCAGCAGUGGACCUACAUGCAGAACCUGGGAAAAGAGUUUAAAAGCUCUCUCAAAGAUGUUACGGCCGUGUUUGCCCCCUCCUGUCUUUCCCACACUUUGAUUACCAAAAGUAAUUGGAUGGAUUUCCAGAUCAAGGGGACGUCACUCUCUCGUGCUCUGCAGUGCUGGGACAGAAGUCUUCAGGAGGCUAUUAAGAACAGUAAAACGCCUCUAAAGGGCUGUCCCUUUCAUCUCAUUGAUAACUGCCAGUGGCCACAGUGCAAUCCAACCUGUCCAGCCCUGAUUGACCAGGCCACACAACAGGAGAUGACUCUGCUCCAGGUGCUGGCCAGUAUGGGCUUGGACCUGCAAAAGCUUGGCUUGGAUGUAAGCGGAGAUAUUUCAGCCAGCAUGGUCAGCAGUGGUGGCUAAAUUAGCAUUAGAGAGCGGUGGUGUUCUCAUCGACACAGUUCACCUCAUCCACACUUUUUAGAGAUCGUUCAGUGGCUUCCUCUCUGGCCACUUUCAGAGAUGGACCUGGGUUUGUCUAGUAAGUCACUGGAUUUCAGUACCGACAGUCUCCCUUUACAACCGUGUUCUAUCAACAGGAUUGAUUUUUGGUUCUCCAAGCGAGUGACUCCAGCUAGACACUGUUAUUCAAUGGUUAAUCUAAUUCAUCACUUCAGUAAGAGAACUGGUGUCUGAAAUCAAUGCUUUAGCUAAAACUGUCUGACAACAUCAUAGCGUACCAACAAAAUCAAAAAGAGCUGAAUUUACUGACUCUGAACAAGGACAUUUGGAAGAAUGUUUGUCUUUCUAUCACAUUCUGGAGAAAACCAAUGAGCAGUAUAUAAUAACUACAGCUGAUUAUAAAAAAAGUGACAAGAAACCAGAACAUUGCAGUAACCACAUUUUCCAAACAUCCUGUCACAAUACUUACUCUAUGUUGUGUAUCUGCAUUAUUUUUUUAGUAAGUGCAUGCUGUUUUAGGACAUUGUAGUCCAUUUUGCAGACAAGAAUCAUAAAAAUUACCCAAAUUGAUAUUAGUGAAUGGAUAAAUGUGGUAUCUGUAUAAUUUAGCCUUCUAUAAGAAUAAGAAAUGUGCAGUUAUUGACAACCAUCUUCAAAUCUCCUUAAAAAUAUAUCAUAAUAUCCAAUUCUUUUGACAUUUAUAGUUGGUUUGACUUAUUUUGAACACUAAUAAAAGAUGUUUUAGACACAUGCUAUCUCAACUGUGUUCCUGUGUGUGUGUGUGUGUGUGUGUGU